CCCCCGGAAUUGUCAUUUCUUUGUUUCCGAAGGCGGAGGAGGCUCUGACACCCCCCCACACCGUGGCACCCCCCCCCUCCCCCCGGGUGCUGGCUCCAUGUCUGUGUGACGGGCCCCAGGGGUAGAGUCCAGGCCCGACGCGGGGCGGGCCGGCAGCUGCGACGGCUAAGGUGAAAGACGGCAGCGGCGGCGGCGGCGCGGACGCGGGCCCCCAAGCGGGAGGAUGAAGCGGCGGAACGCCGACUGCAGUAAGCUCCGCCGCCCCCUAAAGCGGAACCGGAUCACCGAGGGCAUCUACGGCAGUACAUUUUUAUACCUGAAAUUCCUGGUAGUGUGGGCACUUGUCCUCCUUGCAGAUUUUGUUCUGGAGUUCAGAUUUGAAUACCUGUGGCCAUUCUGGCUUUUCAUCAGAAGCGUCUAUGAUUCCUUCAGAUACCAGGGACUGGCCUUCUCAGUAUUUUUUGUUUGUGUAGCAUUCACAUCAAAUAUAAUAUGUCUGCUCUUCAUUCCCAUACAAUGGCUUUUUUUUGCUGCUAGCACAUAUGUAUGGGUUCAGUAUGUAUGGCACACAGAAAGGGGAGUGUGUUUGCCUACAGUAUCCCUCUGGAUACUCUUUGUUUAUAUUGAAGCAGCAAUUAGAUUUAAAGAUCUCAAAAAUUUUCAUGUAGACCUUUGUCGUCCGUUUGCUGCUCACUGUAUUGGGUACCCUGUGGUGACUUUGGGCUUUGGCUUCAAAAGUUAUGUGAGCUACAAAAUGCGAUUAAGGAAGCAAAAGGAAGUGCAAAAGGAGAACGAAUUUUAUAUGCAGCUUCUUCAACAGGCUCUCCCUCCAGAGCAAAAGAUGCUACAGAAGCAAGAAAAAGAGGCCGAGGAAGCAGCAAGAGGAUUACCUGAUAUGGAUUCCUCGAUUCUUAUACACCACAACGGAGGCAUCCCAGCCAAUAAAAAACUGUCCACAACUUUACCAGAGAUAGAGUAUCGAGACAAAGGGAAAGAAAAGGACAAGGAUGCCAAGAAACACAACCUUGGAAUAAAUAACAACAAUAUUCUACAACCUGUAGACUCUAAAAUACAAGAAAUUGAGUAUAUGGAAAACCAUAUCAAUAGUAAAAGAUUAAAUAACGAUCUUGUGGGAAGUACAGAAAAUCUCUUGAAAGAGGACUCAUGUACUGCUUCCUCAAAAAAUUAUAAAAAUGCCAGUGGAGUUGUGAACUCCUCACCUCGAAGUCACAGCACCACAAACGGGAGCAUUCCUUCCUCAUCUAGUAAAAAUGAGAAGAAGCAGAAGUGCACUAGCAAGAGCCCAAGUACACACAAGGACUUAAUGGAAAACUGUAUUCCUAAUAACCAGCUAAGCAAACCAGAUGCACUGGUAAGGCUGGAACAAGACAUUAAAAAGUUAAAGGCUGACCUGCAAGCCAGCAGGCAAGUGGAACAGGAGCUCCGCAGUCAGAUAAGCUCCCUCUCAAGCACUGAACGAGGGAUCCGCUCAGAAAUGGGCCAGCUCCGGCAGGAGAAUGAGCUGCUGCAGAACAAGUUACAUAAUGCUGUUCAAAUGAAACAAAAAGACAAGCAGAAUAUCAGCCAGCUGGAGAAAAAGCUAAAAGCUGAGCAAGAAGCCCGAAGUUUUGUAGAAAAGCAGUUAAUGGAGGAGAAAAAAAGGAAGAAGUUAGAAGAAGCCACUGCUGCCCGAGCUGUUGCAUUUGCUGCUGCAUCUAGGGGAGAGUGCACCGAAACCUUACGGAAUCGAAUCAGAGAACUAGAAGCAGAGGGCAAGAAGCUCACAAUGGACAUGAAGGUGAAGGAAGACCAGAUCAGAGAGCUAGAGCUGAAAGUUCAGGACAAAUCCUUCAAAAAGACCAGGAAAUCAAGGACCUAAAACAGAAGAUAGCCGAAGUCAUGGCCGUCAUGCCCAGCAUAACGUACAGUGCUGCCACCAGCCCCCUGAGCCCUGUUUCCCCCCACUACUCUUCCAAAUUUGUGGAGACCAGCCCCUCUGGACUUGAUCCCAAUGCCUCUGUCUACCAGCCCCUGAAGAAAUGAAGGCCAGCUGUGUAUUUGCCCAACCAUUUGGUUUACCAAAAGGCCUCACAAAGCAGUGUCUCUGGCAGUCAAGAUAAAAAAGUUUAUAUUGUAUUUUGUGGGACUGUAUAUGUUGUCAUUUUUAAAAAGGGGGGAGAUAACAUCCAAGUCUGAUUAGAAUUGCCCAUCAAUUGUUCUUGUAAAUUUUUUAGAAGACCUCACAGAACUUUGCAGUUUAUUUUUCUCGGCCAACCCAUUAAAACCAUUCUUGGAUUUCAAGUA
Heterocephalus glaber (naked mole-rat) is the source of this 2304-nucleotide messenger RNA. RefSeq names its product macoilin 1 (gene Maco1). Gene Ontology annotation, cellular component: rough endoplasmic reticulum membrane. The record is from RefSeq and is a predicted model, not a curated record. Lineage: Eukaryota; Metazoa; Chordata; Mammalia; Rodentia; Bathyergidae. Gene Ontology annotation, biological process: neuronal signal transduction.